AUGGGGACCCCCUAUGGACUGCAGUCGAUGCUCAAGGAGGGACAUAAAUACUUUAGCGGCGUGGAGGAGGCCGUGAUCAAGAACAUCGACGCAUGCAAGGGGCUGUCGCAGAUAACCAGGACUUCUCUGGGGCCCAACGGCAUGAACAAGAUGGUCAUAAACCACCUUGAAAAGCUGUUUGUCACCAGCGACGCUUCAACUAUCGUCACGGAGCUGGAGGUGAACCAUCCAGCGGCAAAGCUGCUCGUGAUGGCGGCCAAAGCGCAGGCGGCGGAGGUCGGCGACGGCACCAACCUGGUGCUGUCGCUGGCGGGCGAGCUGCUGGGCAAUGCGGAGGGGCUCUUGCGGGAGGGGCUGCACACGGCGGAGAUCGCAGACGGCUACCAGAAAUCGCUGGACAAGGCGUUGGAAAUCCUGGAGUCCCUGGUUCUGCCCGGCUCCGCUGACCUGGACGUGAAGGACAAAGCCCAGGUGGCGCGGCGGCUGCGGGGCGCAGUCAGCAGCAAGGUCCACGGCUACGAGGACCUGCUGACUGGGCUGGUUGCGGAGGCCUGCAUCGACGUGUGCCCCGCCAACCCCGCCAACUUCAACGUGGACAACGUCCGCAUAGUGAAGCUCAUGGGCGGGGGGCUGCCGGACAGCAGGGUCGUCAAGGGGAUGGUCCUGAAGCGCGACGCGGAGGGCACUGUCAAGGAGGUGGAGGACGCGGGCGUGGUGGUGUACGCGCAGGGCGUGGACACCACGGGCACUGAGACAAAGGGCACCGUGCUCAUCAAAAGCGCAGAGGAGCUGGAGAACUACUCGCGGACCGAGGAGGCCAAGCUUGAGGAGUACAUCAAGGCCAUUGCGGAUUCGGGAGCCAAGGGGCGACGCAGCCGGCCGCGAGCAGGGCGGGACGCGGGAGCGGGCGAAGCCGCGCGCCUGGAGGGUGGGGCCGCAGCCUGA
Monoraphidium neglectum is the source of this 945-nucleotide messenger RNA. RefSeq names its product T-complex protein 1 subunit theta. The coding region runs from base 1 to 945 and encodes 314 amino acids. The record is from RefSeq and is a predicted model, not a curated record. The transcript has 8 exons. Gene Ontology annotation, biological process: protein folding. Gene Ontology annotation, cellular component: chaperonin-containing T-complex. Lineage: Eukaryota; Viridiplantae; Chlorophyta; Chlorophyceae; Sphaeropleales; Selenastraceae. Gene Ontology annotation, molecular function: ATP binding; ATP-dependent protein folding chaperone; ATP hydrolysis activity.